CAUUCGAGUGAUGGGGAGUUGUGUUGGUGGGGAUGACAACCGGGAGGCCUCAGAGUACUGCACGCCGAGGCCGACGCUGUGGGACAUGUCUUCAAAGAUUUCAUUUAAGAAGAUGAAGAAUUUCAUCCAUGUAAACCCCAGAUCUUGGUGAGUAGGGCCAGGUAAGCAGUGGGUUGAAGGACACGAUGGUUUGAAGUCCCGUUGGGGCUGAGGGGCAAGGUAUGCCGGAUUUCAAGGGCCGCGAUUUGGCCCGAUAGGUAUGGUGCGAAUUGUCGGCUUGGACGCCCGCUGCUUACCUUGGACUCAAACCUGCGUUGUCGUUCUCUUGUAUUUCUCGUCAGCUGGUUUUCUUCCCGCACCUGUCUUUCUUCGGCCGUACCUUCUCAUACUCCCCAGUACAAACGUUGGGCAACCCUUCUUUCCCCCAUGGCUUCUGGCAUCGAGACGCUUGCGCAACGCGGUGCCGUCUUGGCCCAAGGACCAAGCCUUGCGGAGAAGUUUAAGAAGUUCAUGGCCGAUCCACACGAUCCUGAUUCGAAUCCAUCAGGAUUUAUCGACAUUGGAACAGCUGAGAAUCAUGCUAUGCUACCGGAAGUUGCUGCUUUCAUGAAUAAACACCCAGUGCACUUCAAAGCCAAGGACUUUAGCUAUGGCGAGGGUCCAAUGGGCACUUUGCGUCUCCGUACCGCUAUGGCGAACCAUAUGAAUAGGUACUUCAAACCACGGGAGCCAGUGGACCCUAUGCAUCUCCAUUUCACGAACGGAUGCACCUCUCUUUGUGAUAUGCUUGGAUAUACAAUGUUCGACGAAGAGGAUGGGAUUCUCAUAGCCCAACCCAGCUAUUCUGGUUUCCCUAUCGACUUCGGAACGAAAGCAAAAGUGAGGCUUGUACACGUCCCCUUUCAUGGCGUCGACCAGUUCUCGGUGGCGGCCAUCGAUAAAUUCGAAGAGGCACUCAAGAAGGCAUCCAGCUCUGGGAUCAAGGUUCGCGCCAUGAUGCUUUGUAGCCCGCACAAUCCGCUGGGGCAAUGCUAUCCGGUCGACACACUCAUUGCUUUGAUGCAAUUUUGCAACAAGCACCGAAUCCACAUGAUAUCAGAUGAGAUCUACGGGACCUCUGUCUACGAAGUCCCAGAUGAAUCUGCGGUCCCUUUCGUUUCGGUGCUCUCCCUUGAUUACGAGAAGUAUAUCGAUCGCAAUCUUCUCCACGUCAUGUAUGGAAUGAGCAAGGACCUCGCAGGCGGUGGUCUGCGAUUGGGUUGUCUACUUGUGCGCAACGAGGUACUAGCAACUGCCCUGAACGCCAUCAAUCAGUUCCACUGGUCCGGCAUCGCCAACGACCUCACUGCUGCGCAAAUGCUCGAAGACGUGGAAUGGAUGGAAUCCUUCUUAAAGACGAGCUGCGAGCGCUUGGCUUCGCGGAAUGCCUUGGUACGUCAAAUUCUAGAUGAACGUGGAGUCCCUUAUUCCAAGGCAUCGAAUGCAGGGUUCUUCAUGUGGAUCGAUUUAAGAAAAUGGCUGCCGGACACAAACGGCAAAGGAGAGAGGAUUUCCGGAUGGGAGAGAGAGCGGGAACUGGUGGAGAGAUUCUUUGACAACAAACUCAAUGUUUCUCCCGGUGAAAGCCAAUCUGCGGAGGAGCCAGGACUAUUCCGUGUCGUGUUUAGUCAUGAUGAAAGAGUUGUUCGGGAAGGGCUGAGGAGGCUGCUUGAGGUGCUUGAUGGCAAAUAGGCUGGGGAAGUACAUUACCUCAACAUGGAAGCCUACAAUUGAUGAUGCUUCCUAACUGUAGAAAACAUUAUUUAGGGAUGUAUUAUAGACAUUGAGGUGCGUCUCCGAGCGGAUGAGAUGGAAGUUUGAG
This is a messenger RNA of Aplosporella prunicola CBS 121167, 1861 nucleotides long. RefSeq lists its product as uncharacterized. The coding region runs from base 427 to 1731 and encodes 434 amino acids. Gene Ontology annotation, cellular component: ribonucleoprotein complex. The record is from RefSeq and is a predicted model, not a curated record. Gene Ontology annotation, molecular function: pyridoxal phosphate binding; transaminase activity. The transcript has 6 exons. Lineage: Eukaryota; Fungi; Ascomycota; Dothideomycetes; Botryosphaeriales; Aplosporellaceae. Gene Ontology annotation, biological process: ribosome biogenesis; biosynthetic process; amino acid metabolic process.